UCGCCCCAGGAGCUGGCCGCGGCCCGAGGCUGAGCCACUGCUGAGCUCAGAGACCGUGGCUGGCUCUGGCUGGCUCUGGAAAGGAGAUGCUGGGGGGGAGGGGGGAGAUUUUCCAGCUGCUUUCCGGUGCAGAACUCCUGUCCUGCCACUCCCGCUCCCCUCUGGUUUGCUGCCUUUCCUCGGCCUGGCCCCCGGGCCGGCUGGCUGCCUCGCUCGAGACUCUGACCCUGCUCCUCUCGGUUCAGGCUCACGGGUUUCCCACACACCCCGUCGGCAGCCGCUGGAUUUCUGGAGCUGGGCAGCUGCCGGUUUCCUUAGUGAUGAGCUCUGUUGCUUGCAGCAGGGGCCUCCUCCCCGUGGCCUAAGCCUGCCUCCCCAUCUCUGGCCCUGCUCCCUCCCGUUCCCGCCAGCUCUCUGCAAGGCGCUGAGCAAGAUAGUGACCCGCAGGCCGGGGGAGGCCUGGCUGAGGCUGAACUUGGCUGGCUCUCUCUGCCACACGCUCAGGCCAGCUCCCUCCCGCCUGCCUCGGUCGCCACCCCAGGCCAUGGCCUACGCCGGCUCCGCCGUCCUGGAGGGGGACGCGGCUGCCUUCGCCGCAGCCGUCAGGAGCCUCAUCAACAACCCGCAGUUCAGCGAUGUGACGUUCGUGGUGGGCAGGGAGAGGCAGGAGGUGUUCGCCCAUCGCUGCAUCCUCGCUUGCCGCUGCCAGGCCUUCCAGGGGAUGUUCAGCCAGCCCCAGCCUGAUGCCCAGGAGCCGUGGGCCCCCCCAGACCCCAUUGGUCCUCAGCCAUGUGCAGCCCGAGGUCUUCCUGGCCGUUCUCGAGUUCCUGUACACCAACAGCGUGACCCUCAACAGCUUCGUGGCCCUGGAGGUGCUCACCUCGGCUGUGGAGUACGGGCUGGACGACCUGAGGAAGUCCAGCAAACGGAGCCGAGUUCCCCGACGUGAUCUCAGCGGAGCCCGUCGGCGCCCCUGGGCAGCUCAGAAAGUGCAGAGGUUAUGAAAAGUUACAGCAGAACCUCCGAGUUCCGG
This is a messenger RNA of Chrysemys picta bellii (western painted turtle), 1033 nucleotides long. The record is from RefSeq and is a predicted model, not a curated record. NCBI's taxonomy places the organism in Eukaryota, Metazoa, Chordata, Testudines, Emydidae.